Molecule: messenger RNA, 1831 nt
Organism: Anopheles nili
Lineage: Eukaryota; Metazoa; Arthropoda; Insecta; Diptera; Culicidae
Gene: ais
Product: probable ATP-dependent RNA helicase DDX52
Exons: 4
Coding region: 59-1822 (587 amino acids)
Biological process (GO): maturation of SSU-rRNA
Molecular function (GO): RNA helicase activity; nucleic acid binding; ATP binding
Source: RefSeq, a predicted model, not a curated record
UUUCUUCAUCCCUAGUUGAACCAUUAAACCAUUGAAAAUUGUUAAAAUUGAAUUUGAAAUGCAUACCAACGAUUUGUUUCGUAAGCUUACUUGUGGAGCCAAAUUUACUCCAAAAAAUAAAAUUCUACUUAAAAGAAAGCUCGAAACAAUUGAUUCUCGUCCAUCGCCAAAACUAAAAACAUCAACUAAACUGGAAAAAAAUAUCGUGAUCAAACAAAUAGCUGACUACGACCACGCAGAAUCGCAAGAAAGUAAGACGAACUAUUCGGCAGAGGAGGAAACAGUAAUCAAAAAUGAAAGUUACUCUGAAGAGUCGGACGAUGAUCAGAACGAUUAUACGAAACCUUUAAGGGACAGUAACAGAAAAAAGAUAUCCCCGGAACGAAUAGAACUACACAAUCGACUUCGCGGUAAUAGAUUGCGAAAUCUUAACAAAAUUCACGUCACAAAAAGUCGUCACGGUCCAAAGGUACCGAAUGUAAUUGAAUCAUUUGACGAAAUCUGCAGUACCUUUGACGUUUCGAAGCAAUUGGUAUCCAAUAUUACUGCAUGUUACAGUAAACCAACACCAGUGCAAAUGCAAGCAAUUCCAGUGCUUCUCUCUGGGCACUCGUUGCAUGCUUGCGCCCCGACCGGUUCCGGAAAAACCGCUGCCUUUCUAAUUCCUAUUAUAAACCAUCUGAAAGAACAUAUGAAAUGUGGCUUUAGAGCCCUGAUCAUUUGUCCAACACGGGAGUUAGCGAAACAGACUCAACGGGAGGCGUUACGACUCGGGGAUAACAUCAAUCUUCGGACACACGUCGUACAAACAGUGGACGAACCUAAACGAAGCGAUUAUACUUUAAAUAGUGGACGCUUUUAUGAUAUCCUAGUGUCGACCCCAAACCGAAUCUGCUAUUUACUUUCGCAGACUCCUUCCAAAAUUGAUUUGAGCAAUGUCCAGUGGGUCGUGAUCGAUGAAGCGGACAAGCUGUUUGAGGAUUCGAAAAACUCAUUUCGCGAUCAGCUGGACAAGAUUCUAGAUGCAUGUACUAUUCAGAACAAAACUCUAGCUUUGUUCAGCGCAACUCAAACGCGAGACGUAAAUUUGUGGGUCGCCAAAAAUGUACCCAACCGUAUACGAUUCUCUAUCGGUCUCAUUAAUGGCGCAGUUGACCUGGUUGAACAACAGCUUCUUUUCACCGGAAAUGAGGCUGGUAAAUUACUUGCAUUUCGCGAAAUGGUAUCACAAGGCCUCCAUCCGCCUGUGCUGGUAUUUGUUCAAAGUAAAGAUCGUGCCCAGCAGCUAUUCACUGAGUUGAUUUACGACGGACUAAAUGUGGACGUUAUUCACUCUGAUCGUACGCAACGAGAACGUGACAAUGUUGUUCGUGCGUUUCGUGAAGGGAAAAUUUGGGUUCUUAUCUGUACAGAACUGAUGAGCCGGGGUAUCGAUUUUAAAGGCGUGAACUUAGUGGUAAACUACGACUUUCCACCAUCAGCCAUUUCCUAUGUGCAUCGCAUCGGCAGAACAGGUCGUGCAGGACGACCAGGUAAAGCCGUAACAUUUUUCACAAAGGACGACACAGUUAACCUUAAAAGUAUUGCACAGCUUAUAAAAUCUGCUGGCGGGGAAGUGCCCGAGUACAUGUUGCAAUUACACGGUAGCUCUAAACAGGCACGUGAUAAUCUUUCACGAAAAGCACCAAAACGGAGUACCAUUCGAACUCUUCCUACAUUUGAAUUGCAACAAUUACAAAGAAAGAAAAAAUUUGUCAUGCAAAGUAAAGGAAAAUCUAAUUCACAGAACCUAGUCUCAAGAGCUAAGAAAGGAACGGAUUAAGCACACCCG